Molecule: messenger RNA, 1624 nt
Organism: Salvelinus sp. IW2-2015
Lineage: Eukaryota; Metazoa; Chordata; Actinopteri; Salmoniformes; Salmonidae
Gene: kctd12.1
Product: potassium channel tetramerisation domain containing 12.1
Biological process (GO): protein homooligomerization; regulation of G protein-coupled receptor signaling pathway
Cellular component (GO): postsynaptic membrane; presynaptic membrane; signaling receptor complex
Molecular function (GO): protein binding
Source: RefSeq, a predicted model, not a curated record
UCAUUAUUAUAGGGAUUCCAGUCGGUGACAGUGACACAGAACUGCGCGUAAAGAUGGCAAUGACGGACACAGAGCGGGGGAGCUCCAAUCGAGCCGAGUCUGGGUCCCCAUUCUCUGAGAUAAUUGAACUGAAUGUCGGGGGACAGGUGUAUGUGACACGGCACAUAACUUUGGUCGCCGUCCCAGACUCGCUCCUCUGGACCAUGUUCAGCAAGAAGGCUCCAAAGGACCUGGCGCGAGACGGCAAAGGGCGCUACUUCUUGGACAGGGACGGUUUCUUGUUCCGUUAUAUUUUAGACUACCUGCGGGACCUCAACCUGGUGCUGCCUGAUUUUUUCCCCGAGAAAAGCCGGCUGCAGAGGGAGGCUGAGUUUUUCCAGCUGCGGGACCUGUCCAAGCGCCUGAGCCCCAGGAUGAGCAAAGAGAACUCCAUCAACGAGGAGAUUUGCCAGAGCGACACCGAGGAGGGUGCGCUUCAGUGCGGCACCGGGUCCUCCGGCGUUGGCAUGGAAACUUUGCGCAUGAUGACUGCAAUGAGCAGCGCUCGCUCCCAGUCUCUGGAGUCCAGAAAGUCGGGCUACAUCACAAUUGGAUACCGGGGAUCGUACAAUAUAGGGAGAGAUAUCCAAACCGACGCGAAGUUCAGGAGAGUGGCGCGCAUCACGGUGUGCGGGAAAACUUCCCUUGCCAAAGAGGUGUUCGGGGACACUUUGAAUGAGAGCAGGGACCCCGACCGGCCACCGGAGAGGUAUACGUCCCGUUACUACCUGAAAUUCAAUUUCCUUGAGCAGGCGUUUGACAAGCUGACCGAGGUUGGCUUUCACAUGGUGGCUUGUAGCUCCACGGGCACAUGCGCCUACACCAGCAAUGACCCAAACGAGGAUAAAAUCUGGACGAGUUAUAACGAGUAUGUGUUCUGUCGGGACUAAAAUGUUAAUAUGGUCACCACCUGAGCCCACCCGCUGCCAACAGAAAAUUACUGUUUUGUGUUUACUUGUGUAAAUAGGCAUCUCAUAAUUUCCACAAAGAGAAUAGGGCCUGCAUAUUUGAUCUUUGACAUUGUCUCCAGCAUAUAUUCUUCCAUGUCAUUAUUUAAAAUCUCUUUACAUAUUUAAUGGUAAAUACCCACAGCCUAUAGGUCAAUACACACUAACCUAGAAUUCCGGAUGUUAUCAUAUGUUAAUUUGCCUUGUGGAGGUGGCUAUUGAAUGAAUUAAUUUAAUGAUAUCUUACACACACGCACAUGUAACAGAUGUCCCAUGAAGACAAGAAGACAGGUCAUACUUAAUAAUUCUCUUGAGUUGUGUUUAGAAAGGACUGUCCAGCCAGCGAUCCCAGAUUGGUGUUUCUUCGGAAGAUAGACACAAAGAAGCACAUUAGAUGUGCCGGACAACAAUAUGUUGAUGGCUGUAGAUUAGUGAUUUGUCUUUUAGCAUGGAAAUAACUGUGAAUUAGCAGGGAGCUAAUGCRACCAUUACAAUUAGGGCAUGCUAGCUAACUUGCUCUUACAGCAAUAACAUACAAAAGCACACCCCAGGAAGCCCUCAAUAUCUAACAGGGAACACACACACACAUAUAUAUAUAUACACUAAUUAUACAAAACAUUAAGGAUACCUGCUCUUUC